Messenger RNA from Pseudocercospora fijiensis CIRAD86, 939 nucleotides. RefSeq lists its product as uncharacterized. The record is from RefSeq and is a predicted model, not a curated record. The transcript has 2 exons. The coding region runs from base 1 to 939 and encodes 312 amino acids. Lineage: Eukaryota; Fungi; Ascomycota; Dothideomycetes; Mycosphaerellales; Mycosphaerellaceae.
AUGGAAUCCCAAGCACCAGCUGUGCGGCCAUUGCAACGGGUCGACGCCUCGGAUCUCGAAGGCCUGAAAGACGCUAUCGUUAAGGAUGGCGCAGUGAUCAUUCAGAACUUUACGAGACCUGAAUUGGUGGACAAAGUCAAUGAGGAUGUGCGUCCGUUUCUCGAGAGUGACAAGCCUUGGAUAGGCGCCAUGUUUCCGCCAGAGACUCGCAGAUGUCCUCGUCUCAUCUCCCGAAGCCAGACAGUCCGAGAGAAAUGGCUUCUUAGCCCUUCGAUCGAUUACCUUACGGAGCUCUUCUUGGCGAAAACCACUUACAAUUACUAUGGUGCUGAGAAGCAUUGCUAUACGACACAUCCGGUGGUGCACAUAUCCUUAACUAUCGAGAACCGACCGGGAGGCAAGGCGCAGCGUUUGCAUCGAGAUGACAAGAACUUCCAUGCCGAUCAUUUCGACCAGACGGCUUCAGGAUACCAUAUCGGCUCGGACGUCAGUAUGGGAUUCCUGAUUCCCGGAGUGGAAACCACGGUUGAGAACGGCGCGACCCAAGUGAUCCCAGGCUCGCAUCUCUGGGGUCUAGAAAGGUGGCCCAAGGUGGAAGAGGUCACCUAUGCGACGAUGGAGAAAGGCGACUGCUACUGCAUGCUCGGAGGCACGUAUCACGCCGGCGGCGCCAACGUCACGCAGGACCAAAACCGGCCGAUGCAUGGCAUCUUCUUCUCCCGCGGAGUUCUGCGUUCAGAAGAAAACCAGUAUCUUAUUCACUCCAGGGACGAAGUGCUCUCGUGGUCUUUAGAAAUUCAGCGCAAGAUGGGCUUCCAUCUAUCAAGUCCAAAUAUCGGCUUCGUCGACUUCAUGAGUCCUGUCGAAUGGAUGAAAGGAGUUGAGAGAGAGCACUGGGUCGAUCCAGAUCCGGCUUUCACGGGAGCAUUAGAGAAUUGA